CAGCAACGGCUUUGAGAAUAUGAUUGCAGUUUUAUAUCAAGUUUGUUGAGCCUCAAAAGCCUAGCACUUGACACAAAUUUCUCAAACGAAAACAUAGAUCGCAGCCUAUUACUUAGAAGCUUGCUCACUGACUGACAACUAAAACUAUAUAAUUUACCGGACGACGAUCGCUCACUGUUCUUUGUACUCAAAGUGAAACAGAGAUCUGCUCAAACUGAUAGCAAUCAUGACAGGUGCAAAAAAGAGAUAUGCCCUCAUAGGUACGGGCGGGCGCUCGAUGUUCUUCUACACGGCGAUCGCACGAGAUUAUAGCAGUACUUCAUGUGUCGUAGCCAUCGCAGACACGAACCAAACCCGUAUGAACUUUGCCAACGACAAGCUCAGGUCUCUCGGUCAUGAUAAGGUGCCCACCUACUUCGCUGCUGACUUCGACAAGAUGAUAGCUGAGACGAAGCCGGACGAGGUAAUCGUUACAACGAUCGACCGAACGCAUAACAUCUAUAUCGUGCGAGCUUUGGAAUUGGGCUGCAAUGUCAUUACCGAAAAGCCCAUGACUAUCGACGCUCCUCGCUGUCUCCAGAUCUUCGACGCCGUGGAGCGGACAAAAAACAGCGUCCGCGUGACGUUCAAUUACCGUUAUGCACCACACAACACGAAGGUGUUUGAGCUAAUCAAAUCCGGCGCCAUUGGCAAAGUGACCUCGGUGCAUUUUGAGUGGAUGCUCAACACAUCGCAUGGUGCUGACUACUUCCGUCGCUGGCACCGAGACAAGCGCAACAGCGGUGGGCUGUUGGUGCACAAGAGCACCCACCACUUCGACCUCGUCAACUUCUGGUUGCAGACGAGGCCGCAGACCGUGUAUGCUCAGGGUGACCUCAAGUUUUAUGGCCGAGAAAAUGCCGAGGCUCGCGGGGUGAGAGAGUUUUACACCCGUGCCCACGGGAGCGAAGUGGCGAAGAAGGACCCCUUCGCGCUUCACCUGGACGAAAACGAGCAGCUGAAGGCCAUGUACCUAGAUGCGGAGCACGAAGAUGCGUACUACCGCGAUCAGAGCGUAUUCGGGGAUGGCAUCAGCAUCGAGGACACUAUGAACUUGCUCAUCCGGUAUAAGAAUGGUGCCGUGAUGACAUACUCGCUCACAGCAUACGCGCCUUGGGAGGGUUUCCGGGUGAACUUCAACGGAACCGGCGGGCGGCUUGAGCUGGAGGUCGUGGAGAACAGCUACGUAAACUCUGGUGGCGACCAGGCCAAGGAGGGCUCCAUCGAGAAAACCAGUCUGGUCCUGCGACCGCUGCUGGAGAAACCACAAGACAUCGAGAUACCAGAGGGGAUCGGUGCCCAUGGUGGUGGUGAUACCGUGCUGCUUAAUGAUCUUUUCGGUGAGCCUGUGUCGGACGAGUAUAUGCGCGCGGCGAGCCAUGUUGAUGGAGCUCUAUCUAUUCUAACUGGUAUUGCUGGCAACAAAUCUAUGGCUACGGGCCAAGUCGUCAAUGUUGAUGAUAUUUUGAGCAUACCAUAAGAUAACUUGCAAUGGAACGCAAAUCCAAGAUACCAUCCAGUUGGAAGUUAAUAUAAUUUUGAUACUUUAGAUAGGUACAUAAAUUGGGUAUCUAUAUACAAGAAGUGAUUAAGUA
Molecule: messenger RNA, 1634 nt
Organism: Truncatella angustata
Lineage: Eukaryota; Fungi; Ascomycota; Sordariomycetes; Amphisphaeriales; Sporocadaceae
Product: NAD-binding Rossmann fold oxidoreductase family protein
Exons: 1
Coding region: 227-1519 (430 amino acids)
Molecular function (GO): nucleotide binding
Source: RefSeq, a predicted model, not a curated record